AUGAAUCUGAAAGGGUACAUUAACAAUGACAUUUUAGUCGAGAGUCUCGGAUCUUGUUAUGUGUACCUUCAUUAUGUCAAGCAAACAUACAAAGUUUCAUGUGUGGCAGACAGCAAAGAUUACAUGAUCCUGGGCAGCCACCAAACAUUACUAAUGGUGUAUGUUAGCUUCCCGGGGACUCAGCAGCCAGCGGUCAAGGCCAAAAGGACACGUCCAUAAAAACCAUUACUGACAAGCCUGCGAAACCCCCUGCAGAACCAGUUUUUCCAGUAGUACAAGAAUGUACAGACAAGAACAUAACCUUAUCUGAUAGUAUUCAGUUGAAGGAAGAUUACAAACCUGUCAGCAUCCCCCUCGUCAGGUAGCAGUGAGCCUUAAACCAGCUUACAAAGUAGAGUUAAAGAGACCGGUAGAACUUAAAGUAAUUAAAGAAGUCCAAGAGUACACUGAAUGGAUCAAUUCAAUUGUUCCUGUGAAGAAACCUGAUGGUUUCUGA
This is a messenger RNA of Porites evermanni, 496 nucleotides long. The record is from the annotation of a GenBank genome assembly. Lineage: Eukaryota; Metazoa; Cnidaria; Anthozoa; Scleractinia; Poritidae.